AUGAACAGUACCAGCCCCAAAUCAACCCGAAUCCUCAUAGUCGGCGCCGGCGCCUUUGGCACCUCCACAGCCUACCACCUCGCCCAGCGCGGCUACACCUCAAUCACCGUCCUAGACCGGUACCCGCCGCCCUCCUGCGAGGCCGCGUCCACCGAUAUAUCCAAGAUCAUCCGCAGCGACUACAACGAACCGCUCUAUGUGCGGUUGGGUCUUGAGAGUAUAGAGGCAUGGAGCUCCUGGGAUUUGUUCAAGGGGUUAUAUAAAGUUCCCGGAUGGAUCCUGAGCGCGAAGAAGCUCUCUGUCCCGUUUGUGCAUGGCAGCAUUGAGACGUGUACGCGGCUGCGAGUGAAGGGGCUGGAGGUGUUGACGCCGGAGGGGAUUCGGGAGAGGUUUCCGGUGAUAAUGGGACAGUUGGAUGGAUGGAAUAUCAAUGUUUGGAAUCCGACGGCCGGGUGGGCGAAAGCCGGAGAGGCGUUGGAGAGGAUGGCGCAGGCGGCGAUGGGCAAGGGGGUGCGGUAUAUUUCGGGAGAUGCGGGCUACGUGCGCCGGCUUGUCUUUCGUGAUGGGGAAUGCACAGGUGCCGCGACGGCAGAUGGGGGCGCCUACGAAGCCGAUCUGGUCGUUCUCGCCACAGGGGCAUGGACGCCCUCCCUCAUCGACCUGCAAGGCCAGCUCACGGCAAAGGGCCACAGCGUCGCACACAUCCAGCUCACCCCGUCAGAAACAAAACACUACUCGCAGCUUCCAAUCCUCGACAACCUUGAACUCGGCUACUUCUUCCCGCCGCAAGAGGACGGCACAUUCAAGCUUGCGCACAGCCAGUUCAUCACAAACACACGCACGGACGCAGGUUCCGGGAUCACAACCUCAAUCCCACACACCUUUGUCCAGUCCCCUGGUGACACGCUCCCUGCAGAGAUCGAGCGCACGAUGCGCGCGAACCUGCGUCGUGUGCUCCCUGAGCUGGCGGAUCGGCCCUUUAGCUAUACGCGGCUGUGCUGGGAUGCCGAUACGGCGGAUAGGCAUUUCCUGAUUACGCCGCAUCCCGAUCAUAGGCGGUUGUUCCUUGCGACGGGCGGGUCGGCACAUGGAUUCAAGUUCUUGCCGGUUGUUGGCCAGUAUGUGGCGGAUCUGUUGGAGGGGAGACUUGAUGAGGGGAUCCGGAAAGCGUGGCGGUGGAGGGCUGGGAUGGUGCAGACGGCGACGGAUCUGGCGCAUCUGGAUCCGGAGAUGGAAUUAAGUGAUUUGACAGGGUGGAAGGGGCCUGCUUCCAAGUUGUAG
Messenger RNA from Aspergillus calidoustus, 1281 nucleotides. NCBI's taxonomy places the organism in Eukaryota, Fungi, Ascomycota, Eurotiomycetes, Eurotiales, Aspergillaceae. The record is from the annotation of a GenBank genome assembly.